This is a messenger RNA of Condylostylus longicornis, 1972 nucleotides long. RefSeq names its product protein Optix. The transcript is spliced from 4 exons. NCBI's taxonomy places the organism in Eukaryota, Metazoa, Arthropoda, Insecta, Diptera, Dolichopodidae. Bases 506 to 1807 code for a protein of 433 amino acids. Gene Ontology annotation, biological process: regulation of transcription by RNA polymerase II. The record is from RefSeq and is a predicted model, not a curated record. Gene Ontology annotation, molecular function: RNA polymerase II cis-regulatory region sequence-specific DNA binding; DNA-binding transcription factor activity, RNA polymerase II-specific. Gene Ontology annotation, cellular component: transcription regulator complex; nucleus.
CAUUAGUUGAGCUUAUACGGAGAACAAAAAUAUAUGUGAACUAAGUACUCUGCUAAAAAAAAACUUUUGCGUUAAUUGAAGUUACAUUUAAUCGCUAGUCUUAUACUUUUCUUUUUAAUAAUUUAAUGUUGAAAAAAUACAAAACCAGACUGUAUAGAUUUUUAAAAUCAAAUACCUAAUUUGCGAAAUGUGAAAUUGAUACGUUUUCGGUUAUAUAUCCCGUUUUAUGCAAUUUUAGGCUAAAAAUUUUUGCUUAGGAAAUUUUAUUUAAAAGUGUACAGUGCAAUGUUGUCAUUUACUGGAAAAAAAUCAUAAAACAUGAGAAUUUAGAUAAAUGAAAAUUAUAAAUUUGAAAAUUUUUGCCUCAAAUUUUUGGAUGUAUUACACAUAUGAAAGAAUUUAUUUUUUUAAAGUGCUAUAAACAACAAUUGAAUCAGUUAAAGGAAAAAAUAAUAUUUGCUUAGCGUAGUAUGCAAAUUUGUCCACAGUGGAUUUCUUUAACAAAAUGGCCGUUGGACCGACGGAGGGAACUAAUCCUCCACAAUCGUUGGCACGUCAUCAUCAAAUCGUAGCACCGAGUCCAAUUCUUGCUGUACCAACUUUAGCAUUUUCUGCAACACAAGUCGAAAUCGUUUGCAAAACUUUAGAAGAAUCGGGAGAUAUUGAAAGAUUAGCAAGAUUUUUAUGGAGUCUACCAGUUGCUCUGCCCAACAUACAUGAAAUAAUCAAUUCUGAGUCUGUUUUAAGGGCAAGAGCCGUCGUUGCGUAUCAUGUGGGAAAUUUCAGGGAACUGUAUGCAAUAAUAGAAAACAACAAAUUUACUAAGGCUUCAUAUGGAAAGCUACAAGCAAUGUGGCUCGAAGCUCACUAUAUUGAAGCGGAAAAAUUACGUGGGCGAUCACUGGGACCUGUUGACAAAUAUAGAGUUAGGAAAAAGUUUCCACUUCCACAAACAAUAUGGGAUGGGGAACAAAAAACGCAUUGCUUUAAGGAAAGAACGAGGUCGUUGUUAAGAGAGUGGUAUCUCCAAGAUCCAUACCCAAAUCCAACUAAAAAAAGAGAAUUAGCAAAAGCCACAGGUCUCAAUCCCACUCAAGUGGGCAAUUGGUUUAAGAAUCGAAGGCAAAGAGAUCGAGCUGCUGCAGCAAAAAAUCGGGUACAACAAUGCAAGGAUAAUGAAAUGUUAAAUUUAGCACAACAAGAUAGAGAUAUGAUCCUUUCUCCAGUUCCUUCAACAGCAUCGGAUUCAGACAUAUCACUGGGGACACAUUCGCCAAUACCAAACCAUAUAGCAUUCCAGAACAGCCCUGAUUCAACGUCAAAUAGUGUUUAUGACAAAGAUGAGAGUUUUCAUUUGGAAGGAGAUUUACAAAAAGAAUUUUCGUCUGGCUCAAAAUUGGAGAGCACAAAUACAUCUCCUGGAUUAGUACCUUUUAGAAAUGAAGUUAAUUUCUUUUCCGAGCGUUAUUUUCAAAAUUUUUCAUCUCUUCCUAAUUUUCAAAACUUUCCAAUACAGCCUGCUGUAAUACGUCCCAACCCACAAACCACAACACCUCUUGAUAUUAAUGUAUUGAGCCAAGGGCAUGCAAAUUUAAGAUUGUCCGCAUAUACAACUGCUGUAAAUAUUUCACCACCCAAAAUUCGAAUAAGUACUCCAGCUGUGUUAAAUUCAAAUAUUGCAAACAGUGUUCAAAAUGCUGAUAUACCCACAACAGUAGUUAGUGAGAGAAAACAACUCUUAAGUGUACAAUUUAUACAUCGACCAUUUUCAACCUCCCCUCCCCCGCAAGCUACAGAAAUAACGUGAAAAUAAUGCUGAUGAAAAAUUUGCGAUGGCAUUGAAAAACUUAAACAUGAUAUGAUUUUGCAGAAAUAUAAUUCAUAAUUAUUAACAACAAAAACAUUAAAGAAAAAUUAAAAAAAAAUGUACAUUUUUUAAGAUAUAAUUGAAAUAAAGGAAGAAUAGUUAUUA